AUGUCUACGGAGUCUGUCUUGGAUCUUUGGCGGUUUGCGCGGCUGCCCGUUGAGCUGCGGCUCAGAGUGUGGGAAGCGGCCUGCCCGACACCAUCAAUGCAACUCUUCGACGUGUGUCUCCCACCAGAGUUGCCACAGACAGAAGAGGGUGGUGACUCGGCCCUCCGAGAGUUUGUGGCAACAGAUGAGGAAAGCCGUCGGUGUGCGCAGGUUCAGGACGCGAUCUUCUUCGACCAGCACCGUGGAGAGCAGCAGCAGACGUUUCCUGACCCUUCCAUGUACCGGCAGAGGAUGAGGCUAGAGGCGGUGUGCUUCGACGCGUCCCUCGCCGUUGCGCUGCCAUCUCUGCCAAGACGUCCUGGUGGCCGGGCUGCGUCAACUUCGGCUGCAUCGCCGUCCGCGGGCAUCUUCACGAGCGACGUCAACACAGUCUAUCUGCCGGGGCCGCGCCGUCUUGUGCACUACAACAACCAGACAGAUGUGCUGCAUCUGUGUUUUCCACAGCGAGAGAACGCGUCAAGCGCCACGACAGGGACCGCACCAAGAAACCGCUGUACAGUGCUACGGACGGCCGACAGCGGCAACAGUCUCGAUCUCGGCAGCCUGCUGGGUGCUCGAUGGAGCGACGAAGCGGCCGAGACCAUACGGACGGCAAACCGCAUUGCUCUGGACGCGGGCGAUAUGGUCGCCAUGAUCAGCAAGAUGGCUAGUCAGGACCUUGAAGACGGCAUUAUGUUCCUAGCCUGUAUGCUGCAGCAGCAUUUAGAGGUGCUGUACCUGGUGGACUAUUGCGUGGGCCGGUGCCAGUGUUGCGGACGGCAGCAGCUGGACGCCUGCGCGUCAGUUCGUGCUGGCGGGACCCUACGUGCAGGUCUCCAUGGUAACAGCGAGGGAGUUCUCGGCGACAGCGAGCAGCAGCGGCAGCCCGAUGUGAUCUGGGGUGUGAAGCGGACAUACCGCGAGGUCCUAGACUUGGAGAGGCUGAGAUGGACGAGCAGUCACCUGGCAUACCAAUUUGCGCGGGCUAUUGGCGAUGCCAUCCGAGAACAGCAAGCGUUUGGAACACAACCAGGGCAGUUUCAGGGGGUACGGGUUUUGGUCGCUGAGGAUCAGUAG
This is a messenger RNA of Grosmannia clavigera kw1407, 1116 nucleotides long. RefSeq lists its product as uncharacterized. The record is from RefSeq and is a predicted model, not a curated record. Lineage: Eukaryota; Fungi; Ascomycota; Sordariomycetes; Ophiostomatales; Ophiostomataceae. The transcript has a single exon. Bases 1 to 1116 code for a protein of 371 amino acids.